AUGGAUUCGCCUAUAGAAUCUUAUAAAAAAGGAAAUUAUGAAUAAGUACUACAAGUCUUGAAUUCCUAACCUAACAAACUAAUCGAAUGCAAGACUCUUCUUAAAUUAUACUAAUUCAAGAACCCUAUACCUAUGGGAUCUUGUAUUUCUAAAAUCAAUUCAGAUUUACUUUCAAAAGUCUAAACACUCUCAAAUGAACUUCAAGGUUAAGAUAAAGACUUAAUAGAUACUAUCUUAGAUUACUAUUUAGAUAAAGAUGUUAAAUUAGGAACCUAAGAUGAAUAGAAGUUCUAUUUUGGGCUUAGAUAAUUAGAGCUGUAAGAAUAUGAAGAGGCACUUAAAAUAUUCAAUUCCUUAGGAGAUUUUGAUAAUAUAGAUGAUUAGAAACAUAAACUUAAAGUUAUAGCUGAAUGUUAAAUCAAUCUAAAUUAAUAUUAAAAAGCAAUCAAGAUUUUAGAACAUGCAGGAGAAAGUAGUUAUUGCUAUGCCUUAUUAUCAGAUUCUUAUUUCAAAUUGAAUUAAAUACAAUAAGGAUAAUAAUGGAUGAAAGAAGCUUUAAAAAUUAAUUAAGGUUGCUAUUAUGCAUUAAUCAAUCAAACUAAAAAUGACAAUAAUAUUGAUUAAUAAAUUAAAGUUAUCAAUUCAUUUCUUGAUAAAGAUCCAACUAAUUUCAGAUUGAUUAGAGAAUAUAUUAAUGCAUUAAUCACUAAAGGAAGUACUUAAGUUAUUAAAUCUAUGGGAGAAUAUGCUUGUAGACCAAGAGGAGAAUUUAUGAAUUAAUUAUAAGAAAAAGUUGACAAAUUACCAAAAUGCAAUUCAACUCAUUAUUUACAAGCCUUAAUACAUUAUUUUAAUUAUAAAAAUUUAGAUGCUAUUACUUUUUUUGAAUUAUGUAUCAAAAAUAAUUAUAGAAUAUUUGAUUCCAAAUUUUAUAUCGCUUUAAUUCAUAAAGAUUAAUUUAAAUACAAAGAAGCAGUCUAAGAAUUUAAAAAAUUAAGUUAAGAAGUAACAGGAUAAUUAAAAGAUGAUUCUCAUUUUUGGAGAGUUGUUAUGUACAUUGAAUUAAAUGAGUUAGAUUAAGCUUUAAAAGAAUUAGAAUAUGUCUAACCAAAUGCCCAGAAUUAUACAUUAAUUAGCAGACUAUAUUUUUAAAAAGGAAAUAAAACUUAAGCAGAAACAUGGUUAAAGGAAGCACUUAAAUUAAAUAGCAAUUGUUUUUAUGCUAAAGUUGAGAAAGGUACUUAAGAUGCCAAAUAUGAUUGUAUCUUAUUAUUAGAAUAACUCUUGAAAAAUGAUCCUUAGAAUAUGUGUGCUAAAUAGGCAUUAGUUAAAUAUUUAAUAAUGCAUUCUGAAAACUCUAUUGCAUAUGCUUGGGGAGAAUAUGCUUGUAAACCAAAAGGAAAAGAGAUUCAAAGAGCAGUUGAAUUAAUUUAAUAGAUUAAACAAGUUAGAGAUUGUGUAUAAUUGGAAUAUUUUGAUGCUAUUUGUAAAUAUUACUUAAAUGAUUUAAAAGAGUCAGAAUAAUUAUUUAAUUAUUGUAUUGAAUAAAAUCAUCAAUAUUGGACUUGUAAAUACUUUUUAAGUUUGAUCAAAAAAGAUUAGAUGAAAUAUAAAGAAUGUCUUGAGCUAUCUCUUUAAGUGUUAAAUCAUAUUGAUGAAUUUAAAUAAUAAUGUCAUGCUAAUAGAGCAUGGAUAUAUAUUUAAUUAAGUUAACCUGACAAAGCAAUUAAAGAAUUAGAGAAAAGUACACAUGGAUGUUAAUAUUAUGUAUUAUUGGGUUAAGCAUAUAUUAUGAAAGGGAAUAGUAUUUAAGCAAAUACUUGGUUCAAUGAAUCAUUAAAAGUUAAUCCUAAUUGUCUAUAUGCAAAAAUAAAUAAAGCAAUUUUAGAACAAAGGUAAGAUGAGAUUCUCAAAUUAUUGGAUAAUGCGUAAAAAUCAGACCCAGAUAAUUACGUCAUUACUUGGUAUAGAGGAAAAGUCUUAUUAAGAUUGAACAAAUUUGAUUAAGCAAUUUAAUUGUUUGAUUAAUCAAUCAAUAAUAAAUAUGUUAUAGCUUAUGCAUCUAAAGCAAAGGUUCUAAGAGCUUAACAAAAGUAUGAAGAAGCAUUAAAAACAGUUGAAUAAGGUUUAUAAAUUGAUGAAUAAUUGCCACCCUUAUUUAUUGUUAAAGCAAGCAUAUUAUAUGAUUAAAAAAAAUAUGAAGAAUCAAUUUAAAUUUGUAAUUAAGUUAAAGAUGAUUAAAAUGUCCAUGCAUUAAGAUUGAAAGCUUUGUGUUUGAGAUAAUUAGAUAAGAAAGAAGAAGCUUUAAAAUUGUAUGAUUAAAUAUUGUAAAUUGAUAAAUUUAGUAUUUAAUCAUUUAUAGGUAAGGCUCAAAUAAUUAAAGAAAAUGCUGAUAUUUAUCAAUUGAUAUAAUAAUUAAGUGAUAUUGUUAUGCAUAAGAAAAUGUAUAAAGCUACUAUAAAUCCUAUAGUUGUCCAUAAUUGUCAGGAUUUAAUAAGAUUGAAUCAAGAAUUUGAAAAUAAAGGAGGUGUAAUAUAGAAGGUAAUUGCUCAUGGAUAAAAUUUGGAUAAGUAGAAAUAGGAGUAUGAAUAACUAUUUCGAUAAUAAUAAUAAUUAUGUGAUGAAAAAAUUAAUUGCAUUAUGAAUCCAAUCUGUCAUGUUAAAGUAGAUACAACUGAAGAUAUAAUUAAGAAACUAAAUAUAUUGUAUAAAUAAAUGUCAGAAAUUCAAUUAAAAUAACAGACUUAAGUUUAUGAAUAACAACUCAACAAUAAAACAUUUUAAGAUUGCUCAGCUGAAGAAUAAAAAAUUUGGGAUUCAAUUAAUAAAGAAAAUUUGAUAAAAUAAGUUUAAUCAUGGAAUUAAGAUAAAUAAUAGAAUGAUUAAAAUAAAUAUAAUUACUCUUUGGUAUUUUAUAAUUUGAUUUUAAAUCAUUUGAAUUCUUAUGGGAGUAUACAAAACGAUAAAAUCAAUACAAAUGAAGAUAUAUAUAAAAUAUUAUCUUUAGGAAAUAGUUUUGUAAUCUUAGAUGAUAUUAUUGAUAAUUCAUUUACAAUGAUUAAAAUGAUAAAGUAUGAAAAUAGAAUGAAAUCGUUGUUAAAAGUAAUAAAAGAAAAUUAAUUAACAAAUAAAUGUGAAAAUAAUAUCUCAUUAGUAAUUGCAUUAUGUGCUUAAAAGUGUGCUGAUCAAAUCGAUUUUACAAAGGAAUCUUAAUAGAUCUAAUCACAUGCAUUUAAAUACUAAAGCAAGUUUUUGAAUGAUCAAAUAGAAGAAUUUGUGAAUAAAUCAUAAAUCCCAGAAUUAUAAUUACUGAGUGGAAAAUAAGCAAUAAAAGAUGUUUUAGUAGUGAUUUGUUACAUCCAACAUAAUUUCAUUGCUUUAAUCAAUAAAUCAAAAUAAAUCCCUCUUUAUGAUCAAAUAUCAGAAAUAAGAAAUAAACAUUUUGAAUUAACAACAGAGAGUCAUCCAGUUCAUUAAAGAAUAAAUGAAUACAAUGGAAAUUACACAAUAAAGGAUUACAAAGCAAACCCUAUGAGAGACAAAUAAUAAGGAGAUGAUGGAUGUUGUACAAUAAUGUGAAAGAGAUAUAUGAAACAUAUAUAUUUAGAUUAU
This is a messenger RNA of Paramecium sonneborni, 3612 nucleotides long. The record is from the annotation of a GenBank genome assembly. NCBI's taxonomy places the organism in Eukaryota, Ciliophora, Oligohymenophorea, Peniculida, Parameciidae.